Messenger RNA from Entrophospora sp. SA101, 603 nucleotides. NCBI's taxonomy places the organism in Eukaryota, Fungi, Glomeromycota, Glomeromycetes, Entrophosporales, Entrophosporaceae. The record is from the annotation of a GenBank genome assembly.
AUGGACGAUAAAGUGGUUUCUAAUCCUAAAUAUCCUUAUGAAGAUUUAAAGCGUCCAACUUUGAAAGAGAAAACUGAUGAAGUUGUCCAUGAAGUGCCAAAAUUUAGUGCUUCGUAUAUUAGAUCGUUAUUUCCUAUUGUUACAUGGAUAGGCAGAUAUAAUUUAACCUGGCUUCUUGGUGAUAUAGUAGCAGGCACUACUGUUGGAGCGAUAGCUAUACCGCAAACAAUGGCCGUAGCUACCAAACUUGCAAACUUGCCACCUGAAUAUGGCUUGUAUUCAGCGUUCGUUGGGGUAACAAUAUAUUGUCUGUUUGCUACAUCAAGAGAUGUAACAAUUGGUCCAACCGCAGUAAUGUCAUUGUUGAUUGGACAAGCGACAGCAAAAAUAAUGGAAUCUAGUGGGAGAACUGGUGUUGACUUUGCAGUUGAAUUGGCAACGGGUUUUGGUUUACUUUCUGGAAUAAUCAUCCUUAUACUUGGUUUAUUCCGGUUUGGAUUUGUUGUGCAUCUUAUACCUACACCCGUUAUCACGGGGUUUACCACAGGAUCUGUUAUAACCAUUGCUCUUGGGCAGGUAGCAAAAUUAAUGGGAAUAACAGGA